Messenger RNA from Pundamilia nyererei, 1970 nucleotides. RefSeq names its product cortexin 1 (gene ctxn1). Lineage: Eukaryota; Metazoa; Chordata; Actinopteri; Cichliformes; Cichlidae. The record is from RefSeq and is a predicted model, not a curated record. Bases 1203 to 1583 code for a protein of 126 amino acids. The transcript has 2 exons.
AAGAGUCGCUGCCUGCCUUCAGUCGUGUCUCGGAGCAAAGCGACUCUCAGCAGCAGCAGCAGCAGAAGAAGGAGGAACAAGCGGAGGCGCAGGAGGAGGAGGAGAGCCGAGCACAUCCUAAAGUUUGUAGCUGCAGCUGUCUGGAUGCAGCGGACGCACGUACUGCGCACCUGAAUCAGGUGUGGGAGUGGUUGCUCAGCUUAAUCCGGACAAUCUCACGACGCUUGGUCCGCUUCGUAUCGGCCGAGGAGUGGAACGAGCCCAUAAAAAGAUUCUGCCAAUCUGCAUCUGGAUGAAGACACUCUUCAUCUGUGACCGACAGCCUAACGCAUCAGAUAAACAUUUUCUACCUCUCGCUGCUUCUCUGCUUGUCAAGAAGGGCGUUUUUCUGAAGCGAUCACCCCAGAAGGAGGCGCCGGAAAGGAGUGGCUUCAGCGUUUGACAGCUCUGACCCACUUAUCACGCUCCAGCCGGUCGAAGGGAAAACUUAGCAUUUAGCAGACAGCUUCAGGAAAGGUUAUGCAUUGUUUUAUAUUCAGGGCCACUGAGCAGCUGACCUCCCAAUCUGAUUAGCUCCAUACCAACAGCCACACAUGUGCCCACACAGACGCGCACACGCUGGGCUGCCGGCCUCUGCAGGCGCUUUAAUAGUGCGCCGCUCGUGUCUGCGUUUCACUUUAGCGUCACAACACGGAGACGCACGCUGAAACAGCUGAACCCAACUUGGUGUUAGAAGUCCAUCAGCGCUCUUAACUCCCUUAGAGCACGCUGACCUUGACCGCCAUCAGUGACGUUUGCGUUAGCGGGAGGCGGUGUCACGUCCUGUCUGCUCUGUGAGACGGAGUGAGAAUGAGAGCUGGCGUGGCUCCGAUAAAUACACUAAAAACAUGAGCGCCGGAGGGCAGGCGCUGAAAUAGGAACGGCUGAGCGUCAUUAGACUUUUUAGGCAAAUGUGUUACACAAAAAAUAGUCCUUAUUAAUUGAAAAGUGUGUGUGUGUUUGACACACUGUCAGAACACAUGAGAGUCAAAGCUGUCUGGGUCAUGUCACUUUGACUGGCCUACAUUUGAUCCAAUAAAGUGGCGACCAUGGGACUGCGCUCAUCAUAGACAAACGCUCUGCGGUCCUCUCGCUCGGUAACUAUUCUUCUAAAAAUAAAUAAACAGGGUCUGCAAUAUUGAAAAACUUUCAACAUUUCCUAAAUGAACGCCUUCCCUUCCUUCUCCGCACCUCCACCCAACACACCAACCAUCCAGUCAGUGUGUAAGCCCUGUCUUCGGGCCCCGUGGAGGAUGAACGAUGUGCCCACGCUUGACUACGAGUUGCUGCUGUCCCCAGCCAGCUCCUCCCUCACCGGCAACCAUGGCGGCGGCAGCAGCAGCCCUCCUCUGGCCUUGGUCGGGGUGGACACGGAGCAGCGUACCGCUUUGGCCUUUGUAGGCCUCCUCAUGCUCUUCUUGGUCUUCCUGCUGGUCAGAUGCUUCAGGAUCCUUCUGGACCCCUACAGCCGCAUGCCUGCAUCAUCCUGGACUGACCACAAGGAGGGGCUAGAGAGGGGUCAGUUUGAUUAUGCACUGGUGUAGGGGGGCACGGCGCAGGGGAGCGUGCCAUUGCACACAGACACUGUUUUAAAGCACGGACUGGUUUAGAGGGACAGAACAUUGUGACUGCACUGCUUAAGAAGGACGUCAACUAUUGCAGGAAGUUUGUACUGAGUCACUGUCAUCGUGUACUGGUGUAAAUACGCGGCUGCAGGACCACAGGUAACCAUAACGACUGUGGUUCGACAUGAGGCUCGACGCACAGCUGCCUUAACCAGACCUACUGUAACAGGGGAACCAUGCUACCCAGGCCACAGCAUCACUUUAGGGCUAGCUGGACAGGAUUUGGGAAAUAUUCACUCACAACUAACCUCAAAGCUAGAUUUAUUUAUUUUAUUUUUUUUAUUUUUUAAACCCACUCCACUUGCA